AUGUUAGUCUCUACACCAUCUCUUGUACCUUUAGAAAUACUUUUAAAUACAAUUAUCAACCAGUACUUGCAGUCUGCAUAUUGCAUAACAGUUUUUUCGGAGAGCCCUUUCACAUUCAUUCUGCCAACCAGUUUCAUUUCUCUGAUCCCAAAUGAAACAAAUCUGGUGGAACAGAUAUUUAAUGUAUCAGAAACGGGCUGCUCUGAUUACAUAGUCCGAAUGCGGGAUCCGCAAAUCUUUAUGGAAGCAUUUGAAAGAGUUGUUCAUAUAGCAAACGUAAGGAGAAGUGAUAGAAAAGUUAUAUUCUUGCCUUAUGAUGAGGAAUAUAACGAAGAAAAUGACGUUAACCUACCUUCUUUGGUGUUUUCGAUGAAAGGCAGCAAAUUUCUUGCAAAUAUGUUAAUGAUUGUAAACCAUGCGAGUGUUAACCAGGACUGCAAAAUAUUCAAUUUGGUUACUCAUCAAUUUGUCGGUCCUGAAGAUACGACCCAUCUACCUAAAUACUUGGAUAGUUGGGAUUCUUGUACUCAAAAGUUUGAAAAUGAAGCGAAUUUAUUUCCCCACGAUUUAACUAAUUUGUACGGAAAAGUAGUAAGGGUGGCUUGUUUUACUUACAAACCGUAUGCAUUGUUAGAUAUUGACCCUGCAAUUGAACCUCUAGGUAGGGAUGGAGUGGAGAUCAGGAUAGUCGAUGAACUUUGCAGAUGGAUAAAUUGUACUGUCGAAAUCGUGCGAGAGGAUGUUGAUCAGUGGGGCGAAAUUUAUGCAAACGAAUCUGGCGGCAUUGGUGUUAUUGGAAGUGUUGUGGAAGAUCGGGCUGAUAUUGCUAUAACCGCCCUCUAUUCCUGGUAUGAAGAAUACCGUGUGAUGGAUUUUUCGGUGGCUGGCGUAAGGACUGCAAUAACGUGCAUAGCUCCGGCACCUCGAUUACUAUCAAGCUGGGAAAUGCCCUUGAUGCCGUUUACUUGGUAUAUGUGGCUUGCAGUAGUUUUCACUUAUUUCUAUGCUUCGACUGGACUUUUAACAGCACAAGGAUGUUCUACGACUACGUACCCUUUCUUUAACGUAUUUGGGAUGAUGAUCGGGCAAUCGCAGUACGAAAGCAGAGCUUCAUGGAGGAUAAGAGGUGUGACUGGCUGGCUGCUAAUAGCUGGUUUAAUUCUAAGCUGUGCUUAUGGGGCCGGUUUGGCUUCCACAUUCACUGUGCCUCGAUAUGAGCCAUCCAUUGACACGGUACAAGAUAUAGUGGAUAGGGAAAUGGAAUGGGGAGCCACUCAUGACGCCUGGAUAUUUUCACUGACUCUCUCAACAGAACCACUUGUAAAACAACUAGUGAGUCAAUUUCGUAUUCAUUCAUUUGAUGAAUUGAAGAGGAAAAGUUAUACAAGAAGUAUGGCAUACAGUAUUGAAAAGUUACCUGCAGGUAACUUCGCCAUAGGAGAAUACAUAACGCAAGAAGCUGUCCUUGACAUGAUGUUAAUGUUGGAAGAUUUUUACUACGAGCAGUGUGUGGUGAUGAUGAGAAAGAGUUCUCCUUACACGGAGAAGGUCAGUCAACUGGUGGGGCGCCUCCAUCAAUCCGGUCUACUGCUGGCAUGGGAAACACAGGUCGCGCUAAAGCAUUUGAAUUACAAAGUACAGGUAGAGGUGCGGCUAUCGAGAUCCAAAAACGACGUCGGCACAACGAAGCCCUUGAAUCUUGACAAUGUUGUGGGUAUCUUCAUAGUAUACGCCAUCGGCCUCACGAUUUCCUUUGCAAUUUUUUUGGGAGAAAUCUAUGUGCACCAACGUAAAAAGAAGAAUGAAGUUUCGCAUAUUGAUUGAAAGUAUAGAAUCCUCACGGAGUACC
This is a messenger RNA of Helicoverpa zea (corn earworm), 1849 nucleotides long. RefSeq names its product probable glutamate receptor. Gene Ontology annotation, cellular component: membrane. Bases 1 to 1824 code for a protein of 607 amino acids. Gene Ontology annotation, molecular function: glutamate-gated receptor activity. The record is from RefSeq and is a predicted model, not a curated record. NCBI's taxonomy places the organism in Eukaryota, Metazoa, Arthropoda, Insecta, Lepidoptera, Noctuidae. The transcript has 9 exons.